CUCGCCGCGGGAGAGAGAGAGAGAGUGACAAAGAGAGGGGCGAGUGAGACAGGGACCGUAGCAUAGUUGGCAAAAGAGUGCAUGCGAGUGAGAGAGAAAGAGAAAGAGAGCGAGUGAGAAGACCCCCCCGCUGCGCGCCGCGGCACACCAAACCACACACGGACAAUCCGGUUUUUAGCGUCAAAUAAUUCAUCGGCGAACGGCAUAUUUCCGCGAGUUUUUCUUUCGUAUAAAAUCAGCGAUCGCGCGUUCGCGUCCCGCGUUUUCAGCGGUUAAAAACGCGCAAGGCGCCUCUAAACCUCCAAAGAGUGUCGAGUCGUGAAAGAGCAGGGGGAAAAAAACGAAUCGAAAGAGUAGAGCGAGAAAAAAGAAGGAAAGAAAAAAAAAAGGUUUGUCGAGGAACCGUGGUGGCAGCGCGGAGUCUCCCUCGUCAGAGUUUACCGUGUACGAAACCGCGAAAAAAGUUAUGCAAUCAGCUGAUCGUGUAUUUGCACUUCUGUCACUUGUCAAAGAUGAAUGUCAAAGUAACGAGAGGGAGGAGAAACAGCAGCAGCAUCAUCAGCAGCGUCGUCGUCGCGUUCGUGAUCGUUCGCGUAUAUCUUUGACCGUGGUCCAAACUAAGCGGAGCGUCUAGCGCAGACUGCUGUCGGAGGAGUUACAAAAAAAAAAAGAAACCGAUAGAAUUAUCAAGACGGGGGGGGGGGGGGAGGAGGGAAUUUGAGUCUAUUGUAUAGGGAGAGAAAAGAAAUUGAGAAAAGAAGGCAGGUAAACGAAUAUUGGAUUGUGUGAUGCAGGUGGAUUGGUACGCAGGAUAUGAGCAGUUUGUCAAGCGCAACCUGACUCUGCUCCCACCCCAUCAGCAAGCGGCGGUACAACACCAGCAUCACCAGCAGCUGGCGCCGCAUCCUCACCAGGUGGACAUUAUGACAUCUAUGUUUGAACAACAAAUCAAAAGUGAGCCGAUGGGAUUCUACUCCGUUGCUUCUAGUCGAUCUGACGGUUCAAACUCUAUGGUCAAUCUGUCGGACGAUCGGGAGGAUCUAUCGCAGCAGGAAGGUCGAAUGCAGUCUCAGCAAAGAACGAUGCAGGCGCAUCAGCAACAGCAGCAGCAACAGCAGCAGCAGCAGCAGCAGCAGCAGUCGCAGCAGGGUGUUCCCCAGCAAAGCGUCCAGCAGCAGCAACAGCAGCAACAGCAACAGCAGCAGCAACAGCAGCAGCAACAACAGUCGGCGCCGUCGCGCCAAUCAACGGGCCAACAGACGGUGAAGGAGGGUACCCGCUCCAAGCCGCAGCCUUGUAAAGUUUGCGGUAAGGUUUUGUCAUCAGCUUCCUCUUACUACGUCCACAUGAAGCUUCAUUCGGGCAACAAGCCCUAUCAUUGUACCGUUUGCGAAGCUAGUUUCUGUCGCAAGCCGUAUUUAGAGGUACACAUGAGAACUCACACCGGCGAGAGGCCCUUUCAGUGCGAGCUCUGCCUCAAGCGUUUUACCCAGAAGAGCAGCCUCAAUACUCACAAGCGGGUGCACACGGGUGAGCGGCCGUACGCCUGUGACAUAUGCCAGAAACGUUUCGCCGUUAAAUCGUACGUAACGGCGCAUCGUUGGAGUCACGUCGCCGAAAAGCCGCUCGUGUGUGAUCGUUGCUCUUUGACCUUCACCUCCAAGAGCCAAUUUGCAAUACACAUUCGUACUCACACAGCGAGUACGACGUACGAGUGCAACAUUUGCGGGCGUACCUUUGUCCGUGACAGUUAUCUCAUCAGACAUCAGAACCGAGUCCAUCGGGACAUGAGCAACAAUCAGAGCAGCGGGAAUCACAAUCCACCGACGCCCCAGAGUACCGGGGGCGGCACGACAUCCGGUGGCUUCGAGAGCCCUGUCUGCGAUCUACGCUACAACGACGGACCCUCCUCAUUGGAUUCCCUCGCCGGUAGCAAGGGUGGUAUCGCCGCCGAGAUCGCCAGUUUAGCCAAGCAAAACAGUCUACAGCUUCCACUUCCUCUGCUUCAUCCGCAGACAACCAACUAGUGUUUAGACGGCAGCAGCGCGUCCGAGACUCUGCCGCUACAACGGUCAACGCCGCAGCAAGUAGUAGUAUGCCGCACUCCCACUACGGGCCAAUCUUCGUCAUCGACCUCAACAUCAACAUUAUCAUCACCCUCGUCAUCGUCAUCCUCCUCGUAUCCGAUCAGUAAUACGAGAACCGUCGCUAAUCUUCAUUCUUCGAGGACGACCACUACGACUCCGACCACCAAGACUAUGACUGCUCCGACGACACCCUCUCCUACCAGCCCCCCUCCCAUACCUCACGCUCUCUAUCAGACCUCCUCCGAUCAUUCACCCCCCGCCAUACAAUCUCACUUGUAUCAUUCGCACUCCAAUUCCACCGCUCUCCAUUCCUCUCAUCAUCAUCAUCCUCAUCAUCCCCCUCACCAUCAUCUUCAUUCUCCUUCUCCUUCCUCCUCUUCUUCUUCAUCUUCUAAUCGUGGCGUCGUCCUACCAUCCCUCCACCCUCAACAACACCAACAACAACAACAACAACAACAACAACAACAGCAACAACACCAUUCGCAUCAACAACAACAACAACAGCAACAAUUACAACUGUCACCAACCUCCCAACCGCCUCCGCCACCUCCGCCCGGUUUACAUCCGGCCCUCUAUCUCUACGCCCAGUACGCCACCGCUAAUCCACCCAUUAAUUAUCCCGAAUACAUUCAACGUAACAAUUGAUCACACUCGCUGAUCGAACCAACCAACGAACGAACAUCACUGAACGAUUGCGUGCUAGCGUUCAUGAGCCCAUUUCGCGACGCCGACCAAACUGGACGUUUCCUUGUAUUUCCUUUUUUCGAGCUUUUACCAAAUUUUUUUAUCCUCCUUCCUCUAUCAACUCGAACGAUUCAAUGGACGACAAGAGAUUUUAUUAAUCCACACGCUUUUUUUUAUCCCGACGACAUUAUAUUUCAAAAAGUGUGUGUGUGUGUAUGUGUGUGUGUAUACGUUUAAAGUAAUUGAUGAGGCGUUCGAAAUGACAUUUGGACUGAGAUAAAAGAUCAAUAGUUAUUAGCAGGGCUCGCGAAAUCUCGAGAAUGGAAACUAACGAAAAUUCAAAGUUCUCGUUUACGAUGCUGGCAUUAACCCGAUCUCGAAAAUUAUACUCGAAGCAGACUAAGAGCAAGCAGACCUUGACGUUUGAAGAAACGAAAGAAAAACAUACGGAAAAAUUUGAAAUAAAACGGCAAAUCUCUACGAGUUUCCAUUGUAUCCGCACUUUUAAGUUUCUCUAUUUUUCUCUGUGUGUGUGCGUGUGUAUUUUUUUUCUCUUUUCUUUUCAAACAUAAAACGUAUGCGAGUAGAUGUAUUACGCGAUCAUCACACAACAUACAUAUUUAUAAUUAUAUAUUUUUAAAGGAGUUUAGUCACUUGGAUCUGUGAUAUAGAUAGUAAUUAUUAUCAGCAAAGGGGUUUUUUUUUAACAUUGGGUUUACUUUUUUCGUGAUUAUCGGACAAAAGGAGCGAGAGAGAGAGAGAGAGAGAGAAAAGACGAGGAAAUCGAAUGAAUUAAUAUGGAGUAAUAAAAUAAUAAGAAAAAAAAACAACAAAGAUGACAGCUGUGUUACGAAGCUGGAAUUAAUCGGACGAGUUUGGUAGACGCGUUGCGUGCCGACGUAUUUUAUUAUUAACAUUAUUAUUAUUAUUAUUAUUAUUAUAUUUUUUUAAAUUAUCGAAAAUUUAGUGACAAUAGUCAGAAAUUUGAGAAACACGAACAACAGGCAAAAGCGAGAACAAAUAGCGAGAGCAAAGAGAGAGAGAGAGAGAGAAUGAGAGGAAAACCAACAAAACACUGUUGCUGCUAUUAUAUUACUACUUCCACCUCUUAUUUCACUCAAUUUGUAGAAGCGAACAGACGUAACAAAGAAUACGAAACAAAUCAGUGAAAAGAGCGAGCGAGAGAGAGAGAGAGAGAAAGCGCGAGAAAUAAUGAAAGAGGAAAGAUAACAUGAAAAAUCACCAACUCCCACGAUCAUCGUCAUCGACAUCUCGAGCAUUAGCCUCUAAUGAUUUAUCACUUUGUGUCGUUCCAAAUCAACGAAACGUAUGAAGACUAUUUUUAAAUUUUCUAGCAUUUUAAAUUCCUUCCCUCGCUACAUUAUUUCGAGCUUAUAUUAUCUGUUGAUAAAUAAAUUACAAAUUUUAAGGUCAUUAAGAAAUCAAUGUUCGUUGCUAUCGAACGACGCAAAAUGAAAAAUCAUCUAUUCUACUUGUAACUUACUACUAUCGCUAAAUACUAAUACCGCUACUACUUACUCCUACCGCAAUUUACUACUAUUCUAUUACUAAAAUAACAAAAAAAGAUAAAGAAGAAAAAAAUGCUAAAUACUAUGACUUACUGCUAGAAUUAUUAGGCACACGCGUAUGAAAAAAAAACACACACACACACACACACACCCACGAACAAAAAGACACGAGAAAACAUUGUUGAUUUAAAUGAAUGCGUUUUGCCCAUUUGUGUACCAUUACGCCCCGAUAAUAUAAGAGUCAUGGUUUCUUACGAGUCCCAAUAUUUCUUACGAUUUAUAGAUAUGCAUGUGUAUCUAUGUUAACAAAAAGACACACGCACAGACGGACAGACAAAUAGGGCUUUUCCAUUCGCGUUUUUAAUUUUUCAUCUUCCAAAGCCUCCUCCCGCAGCUUUCUUCCCUCGUUUGUUUCAUUUUUUCUUUAGCCUUUCCUUCCUUCGAACAAGCGCACGUAAUAAAAAAAAGUAUACUUUCGAUCGCCGGACGAUAGAGAUAUGGGAUCGGAGUUUAUUUUUCAUUUCUUUUUUUACAUGCUAAAUAUAUCGCUAGUUGUACUUACCGUGUGUCUGUGUCUGUGUUUUUUUUAAUUUUUUUAAAUUUUUGUUUCUUAUUUUUCCUCCCGACAUGUCCGAAUACAGGGGAUUUGUAACGCGAGUGAUCGAAUAAAUGAAAUUUGUAAAUAUCGAGAUCGAGAGUAUUGAAACCGGGGGGGGGGGGAGAGGAGCUAAAAUGAAAAAAAGUAUAGAGAAAAAAACAAAAUUGUACGAUAUACGCUCAAUAAUAAUGACCAUCUUUAUCACGGAUUUAUCAUCGGAAGAAAAAAAUAAUACGAGACGAGAGGGCUGUCUUUUUCACGAACACUAUUAGGUAUUAAUUUUUUUUCAAUUUAUCAACAAAUUUUCAAUCGUGUAUACGACUAUACGGAAGGGGAAAGAAAUUCCGAGAUCAAGUUAACGUGAAAAUUAUGCACGAGAAACUUGGAAGGAUUGAAAGAAGGGCAGGGGGAAGGGGGGAUGGAAUAGCGGGGAAACCAUGACCACCGCGCGUAGAAAAUUACAUAAAAUAUAAAUAUAUAUAUAUAUAAAUACAUAUAUGUAUAUAUAUAUGUAUAGCAUAUAUAUUAUAAAUAGAAGAAUUAUUAUGUAAAUGCUUGUUUUACCACACCGCGGUAAACACCAACUCGUUAGUCGAGACUGCACAUCCUCUGAACCCCUUAAAUAUUAGUACGAAACAAAUUUUUCUUUCCUUUUCCUUCACAAUUCUCCUCCAUCACUAUUAUUAUUAUUAUUAUUAUUAUUAUUAUUAUUAUUAUUACUGCUACUAUUACUAUUACUACUACUACUAAUUAUUAUUUAAUUGUACAAGACGAAAUCGUAGAAGUAAAGAGAACAAAAAAUGGAAUAACACGAAAUGUAGAAAGAAAAAAAUCAUUUAACCAAUCAAAUGGCGGUAGAGCGUGUGCCUCGAAAUACAAAUAAACACAUGUAUAUGUACGGGUAUAUGUGAAAGUACAUAUACGUGUGUUUAUUAAUUUUUUGUUGUUGUUUUCCUUCGUUGAAAAGCCCACGUGGCCGUCAUUUUAGUUUGAAAAGUGCGCGCGUAUGCUCGGGGCUUACAAAUUUCCAUGAGACACGCACCGAGUCACCGGGAAGACUGAUUAUUAUCCUAUAAAGAGGAGGAGCGAGUACGAGCAAAGGGUGAAAAAAAAAAAAAAGAAAUUAAUGACACACACCUUCGACGGAAGGAAUGGAGGAAAUAAAAAUUUGCAUCAUGUUGAAACGAAAUGAAAAUAAUAAAUGAAACGAAGUGAAAUGUUUUAAAGAGGAAAAAAAAAAGAAAUAUAAAAACAAUGAUCUUUUAUUGGCUAGUCAUUGUGCAGCUCUAUGAGAUAUUGUACUACUUAGCUGUGAUGUAAAGCCUACGAGUAUAUGCCCGCGCAACUCCUAACUAGUUUCAUAUAUAAAUUUAAUUGUGUUUUAGCGUCUUUCGUGAUUAAUGAAAGAAAAAUGAUGGGACAAAACGAAAGAAAAGCGUAGCUCGCCCCUUAAACGUUGUCCAAUUUCAAUCUCGAAAACAUCUCGAUCGAUCGGCUUGUUCUCCAUUCAUUUCGUCUGCUUUUUAUCCCCCGUCCCGCAGUUUUAAAUCGCCAACUUUUUGUUUUUCGUUUUUAUUUAUUAUUUAUCAACAGAGAGAAAAAACCUCUCAUCGGGUCACGUUGAACAAACGAACGGAACGCGAAAAAAUAGAGAAUAAAAUCGCGUUUUCUCCUGAUACAUCUAUUGACGAUACGACGACCAAGUAUAAACGCAAUAACAAAAACGAAGCUGCUAACAAGACGCCAAUGAUUUGUCCGCUCGCCUGUCAAGACCAACGGACAUCUUGCGCCCCCUCCCCUCCCCCCCCCCCUCUCUUUCGCCACGAAUUCCGCGAAACGGAAACAAAAGAAGACAAUGUCGCGGGGAGGAAAAAUAUCGACGCGAUAUAUUCAUUUUUUGGCCCUCGUACGAAUAGCCUUGUAAACAUAACACGCACGCACACGUACAUGUAGGGAUCUACACGCACACACACGACACGCGGACGAAGCCCUAGAUCGUAUGUGGUAGGAAUUAUUGUUUGUGGAAUAUACAUAUAAAUAUAAUUACGCACACACUCAUAUAUAAUAUAUGUGAGAGUGUGUCGAAUACGUCACAUUGUGUUUUAGCGAGAAAGAAAAUCAUUAUUCCUCCUCCCCGAUUGACCUUCUUACGAAGUACGGACAACGCGCGUGUGUGUGUGUGUGUGUUUUUUUUUUGUUCUCCUUCAUAGUAUUUUUGGUGUUUUUGUUUUUCGUUAUAAGAUUAGGUGCAAGUUUCUCGAUGACGGGGGACGUAUUUAAUUGUAAAUAAUUAAAAUGUAAAGAGCGACGCGAGCGAACGAUGUAAUAACGAGAGUGUCGAUAGAUAUUAAUGAAUUUAGGAGGAGGUGAAAAAAAAUCUAACGCGAGAUUGAUCGGGGAGAGGGGAAAGAAUUUUUUACAAGCGCUCUAACCUUUUGUUUUCGCAUCGAUGGCACCCCGCAAUAUUAAACAAACAAAAUAGCCGCGCUAAAUGUGCGGAAAAGCUGUCUAUUUCGAAAAGCCUGUACACACACGGUUAAAUACAAUACAAAGAAAAAACAUUUUACGAACGAAACGUAAAUAGAAAAAAAAAUUUAAACGAAAGAGAAUAACGGUGAAUCGUAACACGAUCCUAUACUCGAUCGAACCUCGUCUCAUUGUCAAUGUGCGAUCCGCGCUGUGAUUCUUCGGUAAACGAAGUCUCCGACAGAGGGAGCGAGCGAAACAAAUAACCGGCGUUUUUUUCGAGCACAACAGUUUUCAGAGAUCGAACGAACGAGGACGCUACGGAUAAGAGAGUUGAUUGUUUCUUUUUUGUUUCGAGAGAACGAACACGGUGCGAUUUUUCAAGAAAGAUAAAAAUACUGAAAAACGAGAGAAUAUCAAAAGUUCUAUUUAUUUAGUUCAGUUCUCUCGAUCCGGUUGAUCUUGAAAAAUUUUCCUAAAAUUCUUCCAAACUGAUCGAAACGCCGUGAGCAAGACACAAACAAAGUAAACACUACCAGCGUCGCCCCUCGUUUCGCUCCUCGACCGAGUGCAUCUGUGUGUGCUGCGUAUAUUGUGCAAUUGUGCUAUCGAAGGACAACUCGAUAACGAAAUAAUGAUGGCAAUAAGGAAAAAAAAACAAGAUCGGGUGAUUGCUCGGGCUGAUUGGAGAUGCUUUGGAAAAAAACCAUUGACUGUUUAUCAGGGACGCGCGUAGAUUGUUUAACCGAGAGAGUGAGAAAGAUAAAAAUUGAACAAAAUGGUGUUGCUGAAAAAUCGGUGUGAGAUGAAAAAAUCGAGAGAGAGAGAGAGAGAGGGGGGGGGGGGGGGGGAAGGACCGUGAAAAACAAAAAAUGUAACAAACAUACAAAAAAGAAUGAAACCUAAAUAAUUACAAUGUCCGGGUCGCUCGACAUUGCGCCUGUACCAUUUUGCUUCGUUAGCAGAGUACGAUGCCAUUUAUUUUUGUAAUACGUUUACGUAGGGAUAGUUCUUAUUUUUAUAUAGAGGUUUACCGUGCUACCGUAAAGUACCGUAAGUCUUAGAGGCCUGCGUAGGGUAGGAUUUUUUAGAAAUGCCGCGAGAGAAUACGAAGACGCGCGCCUUGCAGUUGGAAAACGAAAUAAAAUAACAAAAAAAUGAUGAAAUAAUUGGGUGGACUGGGGGGGAAGAACGAGGGAUCGUGGAGAGACAACACACUCGCUUCCGCAGCGUUGUUGGAGCAACAACACAAAUAUAUAUGUGUAUAUACAUGUAGUGUGAGCCCCGACGCGAGUUUUUUCUACUUCGCUCCACCAUUUGCUAAAUUUUUAUAACCCCGGAGAAAUCACUUUCUGACAGGAUCUUUUUCUAUUAUACUUUCGACUUGAUUAUUUUCUUAAAUCAUUUAUUUCUGUCUAGUCUGUUCGCUGAACGGUGGAGUGAAUUUUAAAAACGAGUUAACCUAAAAAUCCUUAAGAUUGGGCGACGCGGAGGCGGAACGUUUUUCAUCCCCGUAUUAUUAAAAUACACUUGAACGACGCUACGAGUCACGAAUGUAAAAAAAUGUCUGUGUGCGCUGCGGAACGCGAGUACGAAAGAGUGAACAAAAAUAUUUAUAUAUGUGCGUGAAAUGAGAAGAAAAAUAAGAAAAGAAUAAUAAUGAAGCGACGUCGACGUUGACGAGAGUCAACGAUCGGAGAUUUUUACGAUGGACGAAUCUGCCAUUAGUGUUAUGAAGGACGAGAGAUAAAUGAGCCCGCGUGCGCUCCCUCGAGCGAGAGCGAAAACUUUUGAAUUUCAUAACCGGACGAGCGAAUGAAAUUAGCAAAAAAAAAAAAAAACCAUGAGAAUUAAAGGAAUAACGAGGGAACCGUGGAAAGGGGCGGGGAGAGUAAGAGAAGAGGAAAAGAGAAAAACCAACGCCACGAUAUCGCGGCACGAGUCGAAAAUAAUAGAAAAGAUAAUAAUUCUUUGAUUUUCCACCAUUUUCGAGUCGCGCCGAGUAUCGCAUUAUACAUAAAAUAUACAUAACCGAUUUGUAAACAUUAACGAGGAAAUAACAAAAAAUAAUAAUUAUUAUUAAAAAGGAAAAAAAACAAAUGAAUACUUAGUAAUGUAAUAUGGUUAAAGAUUAAAAGUAAUAACAACAACAAAAAGUAACUAAACGAGCGAACAAGCAUCUAACUAAAAUUAUAUAUAUAUAUAUAUAUACGAUUCACCGAGGUAUAAAAAUAUUUAAAUGAAAAACCCAUGAGACGACGACGACGAUGAAGAGGAAAGACAAAAAACUGCGUUAAAUAAAAAUUGCAAUUACAAAAUAAAAGGAAAAAAAAACAAAAUACGACGUAGGUAGGCAUACAUAGGUCAGACACGCGAUUGUACGGAUGUACCAAUAUCGAGGAGAAAAUAAAAGAAAACGAUGAUGAAAAACAUACUAGAGAAUGGAAAAAAAGUGAAGAUUCAAAACGAGAAAAACAAAACAUAAAGACGCGAACCAGCGCGCACACACACACACACAGGUACAGAAACACCUACACGUACACAAGCGUUUUUUAAUAGGGACAGUGUAAAAUGAAAAAUGAAGUAAAACAAAGAAAAUCCAAUUUGAAUGAACACUAAUGAAAAUAAAUGAUUCAACAUUUAAACUCUGGGCAAAUAAAUUGAAGGAAAAAUGGCUAAAGUAAAAGCGUACGUACGAAAAACGAGAAACAAAAAGGGAAAAUUGAAAGCUUGACUAAAAUAGUUCUCACCAACAUAUCCUGGCUAACACACAUCCUUUUACGUACAUACCGCAUACCUAUAGUUAAUAUUACAUGUUAUACAUAGGCUAUUUUAUGUGUAAACGAUAAUUAUAUUGACAAAAAAAAAACAAAAAAAAAACAAGAUAAAAAUAACGACAAAAUAUUAUAACGAGAAUACCGAAUAGAUUCAUACUAUAUAUAUACAUAAACGAAUGAAAAUGAGAAAAAAAAUGGUAAAAACAAUGGUACAACUGAGGCAAGUAUGUACUGUACAUAGCUGUCAUUUAUCCCAUAUGCCCAACAUACGAACUAUAUAAUUAUAUACUAUAUAUACGAGAGUGAAAAAAAAAAACAAUAACAACAAACAAAAAGGAAAAUAAAACACCCUCUCCCACCCAUUGUAUUACGAGACAUUAACCACUGUUGUAAUAAUUAUCAAGAAUCGAUUAUUAUUAUUAUUAAUUAUUAAUUAUUAUUAUUGCUAUAAUUAUGAUGAUUAUUAUUAUUAUUGAAUUAAUAUUAUUGUGAAAAAAUCGGAGAGAGAGAGAGUGAAGCGAAAAAACAAAUAGCAAGAGCAACAACAAUACGAUAAUGCUACGUAUAAUUUAAAUUGUAGUAUAAGCUUACCGUUAGCGAAAGUAGACCCUCACUUUUAGCACGUUCCGAAAGCAAAUUUUAUUCUUCGAAAAAAUUGGAUUCUACCUCAAAGACGAUGAUAGAGGCGAUAAAAAGGAUCGAGAGAAAGUGCGAGGGAGGGGGAAGAAUUGAAUGAAGGAAUGUUGACAAUUGAGACCUUGGGAGGUCACACGAUUGGAUGAUAUUCCGGAAAUAGUCGGAAGACACGAGGUUCGUGAGAAUAGAAGGGGAGGAGAGAAAGAAGCACGAAGAGAAAUAUCGUUUUGAGAUGAAAGAAUAAAAUUGAAAGAAAAUGAGGAAUGAAAUGGUGAAAAAAAUGGAUAAUUAAAAUGAAUUAGCGUAUGUUUGGCCUGCAGCGACCUCAAACUGUGAUAACUGUAAGGAAUAUUAUUUAGAAUGAAACGAAAGAAACAAAAAAAUGAUAAAAAUUGAUGAUUGAGAUUCGUUGAGUUUUCGAUGCGGGAUUAUGAAUAUCGUUGUUUUUUUUUUCUUUUUCUUUUUUUUUCGUUCACGGAGCCAGCAUGCGCUUAUGCACGCGCCAACACACCGGUACGGAAACAUCCGGACGAAGAGAAUCCAGGGGGUCUGCACUAUUUUUGGAUCGGCACAGCACGCCCUUCUUGUGUUAUAUACAUAAACGCGCCCGUCUACCCCCUCGAAGUCUCGUCAUAAUUUUCUCUUCAACCUGGACGUGUGAUAAGACUAAAUUCUAUCGCGAUAUAUAUAUAGAUUUAUAACGCCGCAAUUUCAAGUCUCAGUCGAACGGUGGGAGAGAGAGACGGGAAGAAAAAGCGGUCUAUUUUCACCUCGCUUACAAGAGUUUAUUUAUAUAAUUAUUUUAAAAACGGGGCGCCUCAAACUAUACCACCACGGGGACCAAAUAAAAAAUUUCAUUACCCUCGGGCUUUUUAGAAUAUUGAAAGAAGGAAUAAUCGAAUGGAACAAAAUAUAGCUCAAAUUCAUAAAAUGUUGCUCGUUGGGAAUAAAAAUAUGAAUGAAUCAGCUGGUUAAUCGAGAUGAAAAUUGACCCGAAUUUUUCAAAUUUUUCUAGAUUUCUCUACCAUUCCAACUUGGUAUUGGCGAUUCACGGUGAAGAGAAAACCCAAACAAAACUCGUCCAUGUCUAUAUAUUUAAUGAAACGUACGACGAGUGAGAUUACCAGGACGAAAUAACGAGCUUAUUUUUAAUAAUAAUAAUAAAAAAGAAAGAAAGAAAGAAACAUAAAUGAAACGAAAGUGAGAACGCAUCGAAUAAUUUUAUUACGUACGACUCGUCGACGACACUCGUUUAUCAAUCUCGUACGAUUCCUUUAUUUCAACGAUAAUUCGACUGCAAUUCUUUCGUUCGAAGAAGAAAAAAAGCUCUCGCCCCCGCAUGAGAAAACUCUGUGACGUUCCACGAUGACAUGUUCUGUUUGUUUUCUUCAGUAUAUUAUAUUGUGAUGUUAGGUUUAAGCAGUGGACUUAAGUCGGUGAGCUGAGGUCGCUGUGAGUCAGGCUAAAACGUUAUUAUUUAAUGAUUUAACAAAUCAUGACAAAAGAUUAAGAACCGUGGGGGGCUCGCACUUUCACCGCAAAACGUUUCGUUUUUUCCUCUUUUUUCUUUAAACAAUUGCUGCGUAUACAUAUAUAUAUAUAUAUAUUUAUAUAUAUAUAUUUAAAACGAGUAGGAACUCGAUUCAAUUGGCAACUUUUGUCGAUAGGAAAUGAUGAACGAAAGAGGAGAAGAAAAUUAUUACAUACACAGGAUACACACCCAAUAUGACACUGUAUAUUGCGAUCGGCAAGACGAGCUACAAUGUAGUUUGUUCGAAUUGUCAUGAACAAAGAUAAAAAAAAAAAAGUAAGAGCAGGAGAGAGAGAGAGAGAGAGAGAGAAGUACACUCGUGUAAUAAAGUAGAUAUCCAUGGA
Venturia canescens is the source of this 12652-nucleotide messenger RNA. RefSeq names its product zinc finger protein squeeze-like. NCBI's taxonomy places the organism in Eukaryota, Metazoa, Arthropoda, Insecta, Hymenoptera, Ichneumonidae. The record is from RefSeq and is a predicted model, not a curated record. Gene Ontology annotation, biological process: regulation of transcription by RNA polymerase II. Gene Ontology annotation, molecular function: RNA polymerase II cis-regulatory region sequence-specific DNA binding; DNA-binding transcription factor activity, RNA polymerase II-specific. The transcript has a single exon.